Hymenoscyphus albidus is the source of this 1058-nucleotide messenger RNA. Lineage: Eukaryota; Fungi; Ascomycota; Leotiomycetes; Helotiales; Helotiaceae. The record is from the annotation of a GenBank genome assembly.
AUGACCUCAGUCUGCGCCAGAACCCGAGAUGCCGCACCUCGCAACGCACAACUCCUCCAAACACUAGACGAAACCAACCACGCACCCUCAGCUCUCGAAUCCAACCAAUCUUACGUUGCCCGUCUUCGAUUACAAAUCCACCAGAAAAAACAGGAACUAGAACAGGCUUCGAAGAUCGUCGAGAGCGAGUUGGCCGAUUAUGAGCAGUACGAACACUCCCAAAUCAGGCGACUAGCCUACAAAGUUGACCAAAAAGAACAAAUCUUCGACGAGAAAACAGAGAAAGAGAAGAGAGAAUGGGAAGAAGCUCUAAAAUACCACGACGAAAUAAAAUACAAUCUUGGGAAGAUGCUUGACACGUUAGACAAUGCGGUGAAGCUUAACCUGACUUUCAAACAAGAAGCGGCUGCCAACGCUGUGGCGAAAAAGGAUCUGGAUGAAUUGUAUAAAUCGAUAUUCUCAGGACAAACUCCAGAGCUUCCGGGAGAAGACAAGAAAGAGCAGCUUGUAACCGAGGCAGAGACCAGUUUCAACGCGGUGCAGUCACGAAUGAGUACCGAAAAUGAAGCUUUGAAAGCUCUUAAGGAUGCUGAGAGGUUUCUCGCCCUAGCUUUGAAUAAUCUCUCUUCUGCAAAACACCCUGUCGUUUCUGAUUUCUGGAAUUACGGUUCUUUUGCAGACAUGUCGAAGGACUCUAAACUCGGCAAUGCACGCAGGAAUAUAUCAGAAGUCAAGAAUCUUAUCGCGAUGGCACAGGAGAUCCAGCCUUUUAUUCGGAGCAUUGAACAGCUUGAUGCGCCAGAGUUGCGUUUUAUGGGGGAGUUGGUGUUUAGUCACUCGGAAAAUGGUGUAAAACUCGGAUCCAGGAUGCGCUGAAGCUGUUGAAGCAAGCAACAGAGAUUUUGGAAAUCGAGCUGGAUGGGGAGAAUUCAAGGGUUAAGGCGAUAGAGAAAGAAUUAAGUCGGGCGAAGAAGAUAUUACAGGAGAGGAGAAAGGAGUUGCAGGAUUUUAGACAGAAGACUUUUGAGAAGUUUACGCGUGUGCAUGAACUAGGAUGA